Molecule: messenger RNA, 1113 nt
Organism: Daucus carota subsp. sativus
Lineage: Eukaryota; Viridiplantae; Streptophyta; Magnoliopsida; Apiales; Apiaceae
Exons: 4
Coding region: 145-888 (247 amino acids)
Source: RefSeq, a predicted model, not a curated record
GUCCUCUUCCUUUCCCCUACUUGGCAACGGGGCAUAGUCGCAGAAUAUACCUCCUCAACCACGACACAUCCCACAGAUACACAGUUCGAUCAAAAAUCGUGCCUCUCUUUUUGAGUUUACACACAGACACACAAACAUACUACAAUGUCUUUGUCAGAAGAAAGAUAUCAAAACAUCAUCGUGAUGAGACAUGGCGAUCGACGAGACUACCUGGAUCCAUCCUGGGCUGCCACUGCAGGAGACAGGAAAUGGGACCCACCACUGGCUGAACCGGGUCUGACCCGUGCUUUCCUCACCGGUCAGAAGCUGCGUGACACUCUUGCUUUUCCGAUCCACCGGGUUCUCGUUUCGCCGUUUUAUAGGUGUCUUCAAACGGCGGCUCAGGCCAUCGCCGGUCUCUCGGAUCAGAACCACGCUCUUAACCUUAAGGUUUCUGUUGAGUAUGGUUUGUGUGAGAUGCUGAACACUGAAGCCAUAAAGCCGGAAAUGGCUCCCAAAGACGGUAAAUUUGUCUUUAAUAGAUCAGACUGUGAAGCUGUCUUACCCGCUGGAAUGGUGGAUCACACUGUUGAGCAUUUGUAUCAAACGUUGCCACAAUGGGAGGAGACUGUGGCAGGUGCCAAUGAUCGAUAUGUGCAGGUUUUCAAGGCCCUAGCAGAUAAAUAUCCUUCUGAAAACUUGUUGCUCGUUACUCAUGGGGCAGGAGUGGCUGUUUCUGUUUCUGCAUUCGUGAAAAACACCAUUGUUCAUGAUGUCGAAUAUUGUGCAUUCUCACAAUUGAAGAGAACCGUCUCCCCAGGCAAAGACAAUGCAUUUACUGCCGGAGACUUUGAGGCUUUUCUACCAGAAGGUGAAACUGGGAUCCACUACUCCAAAGCAACCUCCUGAAGAUAAAAUGUUUAAUACUAUAUCUGUAUAUCAGAUAUUAUUUAUCCAGGAACACAUAUCGUCCAAAUUGCAUGACGACGUUUCCGAAAACAGUGAUUGUGAUUAUGUUUCGAUACGUGCCAUUGAUUGUUAGCCGAUUAAUUCUCCACAAUAAGACGUUACAUUUCUCACAUGUAAGAUGAAAUAACAUUUCUAGACCUUUUAAUGUGUUUCUUGUUAUGUAUA